This is a messenger RNA of Blastomyces gilchristii SLH14081, 5284 nucleotides long. RefSeq lists its product as uncharacterized. The transcript is spliced from 2 exons. Bases 514 to 1794 code for a protein of 426 amino acids. The record is from RefSeq and is a predicted model, not a curated record. NCBI's taxonomy places the organism in Eukaryota, Fungi, Ascomycota, Eurotiomycetes, Onygenales, Ajellomycetaceae.
GACCGACCAGUCCCAACUCGGCAAAAUGUCAAUAACCAUCCAAGAACAACACCAUGGAUAAAUUGAUAAAUAAAAUAAACAGAAUAACCCCCGCUGCUAUUCGGUGCUCUGUUUCCUGUCAUCGCCCUCCAUGUGGCACAGAGAACCGCUUUUUGGAUACACACGCUUUUGACGAGCACCCCGCGCCGUAUUCGCGUCUUCCUAUUGCUUAUGUGCUGGCCACGAUAUCAAACUAAACAAGCCCUGCCUUCAUUUCCGCAACUACGCCCAGUCCAAUCCGUGCCCGACGCCGCAUGGCUGACAGGGGAAUGCUCUAAAGACAGGACGAGAAAAUAGGAAAUAAAUACUGGAACAAAAAGCGAGACUAUUUUUCGAUACUCUUAUAUCAAAUAAUCGCCGUUCAACACUUCUACCUUUAAAUGCGCGUACAACCUGCAAUUCCCCCUCCUGUCAUUAGCUGCCACCCCAGUCUUGCCGUGUCUCACUAAAUAUCUCAUCCCACAUUCUACCGAAAUGCCUCCGCUCUCUCCUAUUUCGCCGCCUCGAAGGCGUGGAAACCCGUCCCACCUAGACCUUUCGUCUGUCUCUUCCAACAAUGCUUUGACACCAAAUGGCCUCGGCCACAGUCCUCUACACUCACCGCUAACCCCGAGAUAUUCCGUUCCACUAUCGCCGAUGAGUCCUCGUCGACGCAGCUCAGGGGCGAUGGAUAAGUCUGCGAGAUUUUCUGCGGAGUUUACUGCCCCGGAGGACUCAGGAGGAGGCGGACUAGGGAAUUUAGCUGACGAACUAGCAGAUGCUUGGGACGAGGACGGUGAAGGCGAAGAAGGAGAAGAAGACUUAUCAGAGUUCCAGGAGGGAAAUGACCACAUGCAAGUACAUGAAGAGGAGGACGAUACGUCUUCUAGGUCAACACAUAAUACCGUGAGUGAUCCAGGGAAUCAACACUCGGGGGACGAGGAGUCAAAUCGCAAUAGUUUGCAGAUUCCGAAGCAGAAAUCAAAAUCAGGACAGUAUCAAAAACACCGUCGGCAUGAACCUUCGUAUGAUGGUUCAGAUUACGGUAAUGACUCGGAUUUUGAGGAGCCUGGUGAUCUUUCUCCUGGAUUAGAGAAGCAAAUGGCGGGGGUUGAAAAUCUUGUUCGAUGGAGCAUGGGAGACAAUCUGCCUUCCGGCAACAUUGUUGACCGAGUUGUCGAAAGCUUGCGGGAUCUAGGCGGCCAGAGCGGGAUUGAAAAUAACGCUACUAGACUGAUUACGGCACAUGCAUCCCUCGCCUCGCAUCUAACCUCCCAAACACGCGCAUUGCAAACCCUCACCCAUCCGCUCCUCUUCUCUCCGUUCCCCACCCUAUCCUCUGAAGCAAUAGAUGACCUCGUCCCCCUGAUCGAUGACAUUCUACCAAACCUCCCGUUCCCCGUGCGGCAAUCCCCACAUAACCAGGAACCCCAAACUUCACAUGACGACCCCCUCCUGUCUCUCCGAGCGCUCCUCUCCCAAACAUCUGAUCUCACCCACGAUCUUCGGGCUCUCAAUGAUACCAUUCACGAAUCCCGCCAGCUUACCUCGGCAGCAGCACGACGGCUGAAAUCCGUACGUGAACUAGUCGCAGAUAUGCGUCGGGAAGAAGAGCAGCGAGAGGAGGGGACAAGAUGGAUUGAAAAGGGAGAGUGGGAUCGGCGAUUACAACAACGAGAAGCCGGGCGGGUGUGCGGAGAUGUGGUGAGCGGGUUUGAAGCUGUAUGUGGAGAAUGGAGGGCCCGACUUUUUGGCGCCGAAGUUGCCGCUGCAUAAUUGAUCUAUAUACUUUUUUGUUCUCUACUCCCCCCUAAUUUUCGAUAUUUGUCUUGGUCUCAACCCUGUUCAGUUCCCUCGUUUUACUAUUUGUUUUUCCGUUGGCCUCGUCCAUUGGCCGUUUCCUUAUAUACGCGCAUAAUGUCCCCUCGCAAUGGUUGCACACAUAGACAUGUUCCCUGGAUCUUUAGAAUUCCCUUGUCGGAGUCCAUACGUUUUGUAUCCUAUUUGUUUCCUUAUAUACAUCCCCCUUUCCUGCGCUCGCCUCACAAUCUACGCAGCGUAUACCCUUAGAAAGGAGCCAAGAACCCUCUUGCAAUAGAAACAAUUCAUUUGACUAUAAUUUUUGGCAAUAGCUCACUCAUAUUACGAUGCAUCCAACAAACAAUGCCCUAUGUGCAUGUAUGUAUGGACAUACAUCUAUCUAUCAUGCAAGCAUAACUACCUUCCACUCCCGCGACACCUUCACCCAGUCGACGAGGAAUACCCAGCCAAGCUGACAACGACGUGCAAUAUUCCCAUCCCACGCGAUCAUCAGCACGUUCACAAUAGGAACCUUGUCUAGUGCGUUGCCAUCAGCGUCAACAUAGUUUUUCAGUCCAAGUUCUUUACUUGAAUACGGCAUAAUUCCUAUUCCAGAUAACGAAAGCGCAAUGAACUCGAACUUGGUGCUCGGUGCUGUGCUGCUUCCGGGCGCUUUCGCUCGUGCGUGUUCUUCUCUGAGUUGCUCCGCAUCCCCGCAGAGCUCCCCGAUUCGUUCUCCUGACGAGUUGGUGAUGUUAAAGGAGUAUGAAGGCUUCGGUUCUAGGUUGAAAAUUGCAGCUUGGGCUUUUGUUGCUAUUAUUCCCGCGAGUUUUGGAUUUAUGCCCUGCGUAAUCGCCCCUGGCAGUGGUAAUUCGCUCAGCUUGAAGGUCGAUGGCAUCACGUCAAUACAGAAGUUGUGAUAAUCUUUCCACCGCUUAUUGAACAUUUCACGGACGGUUACAAAGUUGUCAGUCCUUAGGGAGAAAGGCAGGGACGCGUUUCUUUUGUCUCCCAAACAUCCUUCUAUACAAGCAAUAGCCAUAUACACCUGCCAGUCGUCAUCCGGACCAUGGGAGUCAUGGCAGACAUUGAAAGCCUCGAUGACAGACCCGGAACCAGCUGGGACAGAGGUAGGGCGGCUUAUACUAUACCACGGCACUAAAGUCCCAUAGAAGCCCGUUGCUUGGUAGUGCACUUGAUCUUCAGCCAGGCCCAUAAUUGAUGACCAUGACCAUGUGGGUAAAACCAGACCCUGAGCAGUUUCCAGGCGCGUUAUUGGGUUUUUACCAAUGUUGGCAUACCAUAAUAGAGCACGGUCAAAGUCAACUCGAGGUAACCCAUUUAUCAUCAUCCUCAUCCUCAUCGAAUCAAUAUUCUUGUUAUUAUAUAACGACUUAGAAAUACCAUACAAGGCUUCGUAUGCGUCGGAGCGAAAUGUGAGCUUUCGGGAAGAAUAAUGCCUGAGAUGCCGCGCAAAGGAUCGAAAGGUGGACUCAUCGUCCGAGACAACCAGCCUGCUCGAGAUGAGAUCGUCACGACUUCUUUCGCCAUUGAACAUAUCCUCAUGGCUCAUGGACCGUUCACAUUCGAAGAAUGCCCGCAUAUUUGUGAAAUAGAGCCGUCUUCUCGAAAGAACUGCUUCCUGGUAUGUCCACCCGCGCGUGUCCCACACGUUAAGGGGGUCAUCCUCAACUUCACGAACGAUAUUCGUAAUUCGCAAACCAAGUAUGUCUUCGCUAUGCUGGACUGCCUUUCUCUUCACACGGCUAACACCGGGGAUCCCAAAAUCCAUGCUGUCGCCGUAGGCGGCUAUAAGCACUAUCUGCGCAGAGGAGAAAAUAUCGUCCAUUGCCUCGAUCUGGGCUUCCUUAUCCCCUACGUCAUCCUGGAUUAUGCAAAGCCGGUCUACCCACAGGUACCUCUGGCCCAUUUGAAGGCAGACUGUGAUUGCAUCUUCAAUGGUCCUCGGCAUUGUUGAUGAAGGGAGGCCUCCAUCUUUCUUCAUUCCAUCAACCGUUGCACAUGUGGCUGCGAGCAGGGACGAUGGUUUUGCGCCCCAUACAUAGCUGAGCCCAACGAAACGACGAAUAUCGCUUCGUUCAACAAGGCAUCGUCUAAUAACGUCGAUGACUCGAAAGCCCUUGGGUAACGAGGAGCCUUGCGCAGCGGUGACAUGCUGUUGGCAUUCGCUAUGUGUGCUAUAGCAUUCGUUUAUUUUGUCCUCCAAACGAGGCCAGAAUAAUACCUCUCCCACACGUGGGAUGUGCGAGCCGCCUUUGCUCUUGAUUAGCAAAGAAGUCUGCUACCAUUUAUCCAUAUAUUAGGCUUACCUUCUCUAAUCUCAUCGAUGUGAACAUCGCCAACCCAAAUAUUCGACACUCCAUCUCCAUCGGAAUAACUGACGUAAAUAUCCGCCGAAGGAACCCCUGAUACCCCAGACUGCGAGUCAUCGCUUUGGGGAGGCCCAAGGUAGAGGACAAUAUCAUAGUUUCUCGCCCCUUUCACUUCUGCUAUCCGCGUAGAACUAAGCCCAACCGCAACCAUAUGUUUCAUGAAAGCACACAGUGAACAUUCCCUUUUUCUCUUCCUUGAGACGAUAUUAUUAUUGCUACCAUGGCGUUCUUCCUCCAGCAACCCUCUACGCAGAGGAAACAAAAACCUAGAACGAAUAUUGGGUUUGAUGCAAUUUACGAGAUGUCUUAAUCGUAUGUGGCUGCAGAAAUCACAUAUAUCCAAAUCUUGUGCUUCCUUGUCCCGAGGGUUGGUGGGGAGAGAGCAAGUGGAGGAGCAUGGCUGGUGAAAUAGUUCAUAGCGUUCUUGGGGCGUUGGCUCAGAGUCGUUCUGCGUGUAGUAGAAUAAAGAAGACUGACAGAGAUGGCAUUGCUCAUCCAUUAAUUAUUCUGUGGAGGGGGGUGUAUCUAUAUACUUUCCAGGAACAGACAAACAAAUGGUUAUAUUAUAUUGAGGGGCGUGGAAAAUCUUCAAGAACAAAACCGUAACUAUGUUAUUAUUAUUUAACGGUUCUGCAGUUAUCCGUAAACCCUGGCCAAUUGUCGUUAAGCUCCCUUACAUGAUCUAAUCCGUCAACUACGCUACGCCCCGUGUAUUUAUAUUUUCUCAAACCACCUACAAGACAGACGAACGAACGUGAAGAAUUGGGAAGUAUAAGAAAAAUUAGAGAAACAAACCAUUUACUGUGUAGGACCGUUAAAAUAGAGCCAAAUUUUCAAUGGUCAAUUACAGCCUACAAAUAUAAUACUGGAUUUGAAUUAACGAAUGGAGAGAGAAGGACAUAAAACAGAUGGCUACCGCUGCAGUUAGAGAGAUAGGGAAAGAAAAAAGACAACGAGAAUUAAAGAAAUCAAAAUCACAGGAGAUAUCCAGCACCAGUGAUUGGAGAUAAACAAGCAAAACGACAGAACGACAGAGAAGGAAACACGUAAAAAAUAAUAACUCAGGACAAAAA